GGGGAGGAAGGAAAGCUUAACGUGCUGGAGGCGGCAGAGCCCGACAGCUUACCGGCGAGGGGCUCGACGGCGGUGAUCCCUAAGGAGCCCCAUUCCUCCCGAUGCUUCCCGCCUGGGGCACUGUGACACUCGGGGCGUGCUAAGGGAAAUGGAACCGUUAUUUGCAUAGAAGCAGUAAAGCCUGUUGAGCUUCUCCUUCGGGAGCUCUGCACUUGGAAAUUUAAUAGAGCCUCGCGGCUUAAGGCAUUUCUCUGACCAGGAAACGUUUGGCGCAAUCUUCCUUCAUACUGUGCUCAGUUCUGUAUUCCUCAUUGUAACGGAGGGCACAUGGUGGCUCUGGGACCGUGGAGUGGAGCAGGCCCAGGGCUGUAGGAGAGGUGGUUUGGGAUCCCGCAGACCAAGGUGUGAAGUCUGCUCACAGUAUAGCCAUACCAACUGUGGAAACUCGAGCUCAAGGGACUUCCAUCAAGUGUCCGUUUUCUACUGGGAUCAUUGUGAAAAUUGAAUAAUUUACGGAGUAUAUCCUGCAGAACCGGUAAUGCAGCCAGCUCCGAAAGGCACAGGCAAGGUGGGGAAGAAAGAAUCCUCAAAGAAGCGUACAGUGGCUAGGUCUCUAGUGGAGGGCCUGCUGCAGCCAGUGAAGCUCAGCCCAGCAGAACUGUACAAGGAGCCUACCAAUGAAGAGCUGAAUCGCCUUCGGGAGACUGAGAGUCUGUUCCACUCCAGUUUGCUUCGUUUACAGGUAGAAGAGCUACUAAAGGGAGUGAGGCUGCCAGAGAAGAAGAAGGAGCGGAUUGAUGCUUUCCUACGGGAAGUCAACCAACGGGUCAUGCAGGUGCCCUCAACUCUUGAAACAGAGGUAAAGCAGCUGACUGAUCAGGCAUGGCUCCCGACUGGGGUUCGAGUUCCUCUCCAUCAAGUACCUUAUACUGUGAAGGGCUGUUUCCGCUUCCUGCCCCCAGCCCAGGUCACUGUUGUGGGCAGCUACCUCCUGGGUACCUGCAUCCGGCCGGACGUCAAUGUGGAUAUGGCCCUGAUCAUGCCCAGGGAGAUCCUACAGGACAAGGAUGGGCUGAACCAGCGCUACUUCCGCAAGCGUGCUCUCUACCUAGCCCACUUGGCUCACCACCUGGCCCAAGACCCUGUCUUUGGCAGUGUUCGCUUCUCCUUCACCAAUGGCUGCCACCUGAAACCAUCCCUGUUGCUGCGGCCGCAUGGGAAGGAUGAGCGCCUGGUCACUGUGCGUCUGCAUCCAUGCCCUCCACCUGACUUCUUCCGCCUAUGCCGCCUGCUGCCAUCCAAGAACAAUGUGCGCUCUGCGUGGUACCGAGGGCAGAGUCCUCCAGGGGAUGGUAGCCCAGAGCUCCCCACCCCUCACUAUAACACAUGGGUCCUACAGGACACAGCCCUCGAGUCCCAUGUGCAGCUGCUAUCAACCAUGUUAGGCUCAGCCUUGGGGCUGAAAGAUGGUGUGAUACUUUUGAAGAUCUGGCUGCGGCAGCGGGAAUUGGACAAGGGCCUGGGAGGGUUCAGCGGGUUUCUUGUCUCCAUGUUGGUUGCCUUCCUCGUGUCCACACACAAGAUCCACACCACCAUGAGUGGCUACCAGGUCCUGAGAAGCGUCUUGCAGUUUCUAGCCACCACAGAUCUGACUGUCCAUGGGAUCAGUUUAUGUCUCAGCUCAGAUUCCUCCUUGCCAGCCCUGGCCGACUUCCACCAGGCUUUCUCUGUGGUGUUCCUGGACCCCUCAGGCCGGCUCAACCUCUGUGCUGAUGUCACUGCCUCCACUUACCACCAGGUGCAGCAUGAGGCACAGUUGUCGAUGGCGUUGCUGGACAGCAAAGCUGAUGAUGUAUUCCAGCUGCUGUUGAUGACUCCCAAACCUAUGAUUCGGACUUUUGACCAUGUCCUGCAUCUCCAUCCACUGAGUCGCCUGCAGGCAGCAUGCCACCGGCUGAACCUGUGGCCAGAGCUGCAGGACCAUGGUGGGGACUAUGUCUCAGCUGCUUUGGGUCCACUAACCACCCUCCUGGAGCAGGGCCUGGAGUCCCGGAUACACCUGCUGGCCCACUCUCGGCCCCCAGUCUCAGAGUGGGAUAUCAGCCAGGACCCACCGAAGCAUAGAGACUCUGGGCCCCUGACCCUGGGAUUGCUCCUCCGACCUGAGGGCCUUACCAGUGUCCUCGAGCUGGGUCCAGAGGCCGACCAGCCCAAGGCAUCUGACUUCCGGCAGUUCUGGGGAUCUCGCUCGGAGCUUCGGCGUUUCCAGGAUGGAGCUAUUCGGGAAGCUGUGGUCUGGGAGGCAGCCUCUAUGGCCCAAAAGCGCCUUAUUCCCCACCAGGUCGUCACCCACCUCUUGGCACUCCAUGCUGACAUCCCAGGUACCUGUGUCCGUUAUAUGGGGGGCCUCCUGGAUGCACUGAUCCAAGGCCUUAAAGAGACCUCCAGCACCGGGGAAGAGGCCCUAGCAGCGGCGGUGCGUUGCUAUGAUGACCUCAGCCGUCUGCUGUGGGGGCUGGAAGGUCUCCCGUUGACUGUGUCUGCUGUACAAGGAGCACACCCAGUGCUGCGCUACACUGAGGUGUUCCCACCAACCCCAGUCCGGCCAGCCUACUCGUUCUACGAGCACCUCCGAGAGCGGGCCUCACUGUUGCCCCGGACCGACAAACCCUGUCCAGCCUAUGUGGAGCCCAUGACUGUGAUAUGUCACCUGGAGGGCAGUGGUCAGUGGCCACAGGAUGCGGAGGCCAUACGGCGAGUCCGAGCUGCCUUCCAGCUACGCCUCGCAGAGCUGCUGACACAGCAGCACGGACUGCGGUGCCAUGCCUCAGCCAUGCACACUGAUGUCCUCAAGGAUGGGUUUGUGUUCCGGAUUCGUGUGGCCUAUCAGCGGGAGCCCCAGAUCCUGAGGGAAAUGCGGAGCCCUGAGGGAAUGAUCUCACUGAGGGACACGCCCACCUCCCUCUGUCUAGAGAAGGACACCAGGCAGUUGCCCCUGCUCACCAGUGCCUUGCAUGGACUCCAACAGCAGCACUCAGCCUUCUCUGGUGUGGCUCGGUUGGCCAAGCGGUGGGUACGUGCCCAGCUUCUGGGUGACGGGUUCACUGAUGAGAGCCUGGACUUGGUGGCUGCUGCCCUUUUCCUGCACCCUGAGCCCUUCACUCCUCCCAGCUCCCCUCAGGUGGGCUUCCUUCGCUUCCUCUUCCUGGUGUCAACCUUUGAUUGGAAGAACAACCCCCUGAUUGUCAACCUCAAUAAUGAAUUCACUGCGGAGGAGCAGGUGGAGAUACGCAGUGGCUUCCUGGCAACUCGGACACAACUCCCCAUCAUGGUCAUUAUUACCCCCAACGAUCGCAAAAACUCCAUAUGGACACAGGAUGGACCCUCGCCCCAGAUCCUACAGCAGCUUGUGGUCCUGGCAGCCAAGGCCUUGCCUGUCCUAGAGAAGCAGCUAAUGGAUCCCCGGGGGCCAGGGGACAUCAGGAUGGUGUUCCGGCCACCCUUGGACAUGUAUGAUGUGCUGAUCCGCCUGUCUCCCCGCCACAUCCCCCGGCACCGCCAGGCUGUGGACUCACCAGCGGCCUCCUUCUGCCGUGGCCUGCUCAGUGAGCCAGGGCCCUCAUCCCUGAUGCCUGUUCUGAGCUAUGAUCCCCCUCAGCUCUAUCUGGCGCAGCUCAGGGAGGCCUUCAGGGACCUUGCCCUUUUCUUUUAUGACCAGCAUGGUGGAGAAGUGAUUGGUGUCCUCUGGAAGCCCACCAGCUUCCAACCUCAGCCCUUCAAGGCCUCCACUACAAAGGGGCACGUGAUGGUGUCUCAAGGUGGGGAGCUGGUGAUGGUGCCUAAUGUAGAAGCAAUCCUGGAGGACUUUGUCAUCCUGGGCGAAGGCCUGGUACAGGCUGUGGAGACCCUAAGUGAGAGGUGGACUGUGUGAUCUCCAGCCCCAGGAGCAAGUUGUAGAUGGACAGUAGGACUUGAGACCUCUGGAGCAGAAUAUCAGUGGCACUACCUCCAGACUUGUUGCAUAUGGACCCUCCUUGGAGGGCCUGCUGGCCUGAACACACUGAGUCAUCCCCUGCAAAAGCCCUGCCCUGAUUUUCUGUCUGAUGCCUCAGCACUGGAGCAAGGGGCCAUGAUGUCCUAUGGAGUCCCAGGGCCUGACUAUCUGAACUCCCAGAAGAGCAGUAGGAGCUAGCUCAGAGAGGGAACUGAAUGAACCCAGGAGAUCCAUCCAUCUGUCGUCCUUCACCUGGGCUUUUUUUUUCCCCCUUCCUAGGCUGUUUCCGGAAAUCUGGAGAGGAGGGCAUGUGCUCAGGGCUGAGGCUGUCUCCCCUUUGCAUUGCCAGGAUGUUGUGCCUAGACCUCAGUGUGCUUUUAAAUGGUGCCCAGAGAAGGUGUGGCACUUCCUGAGGGUCACAGAGUGCCAGCACUGAGCAGUGGAGAGGGGGCAAUGUAUGGAUAAGUAGAUCACAUUGAAGGGGCACAGGGGCUUUGGUGUUGAGAGCAUAAAGAACAGGAAGGGACUGGGUCAGUAGAGGGGUAAGGGAGACUGAUGGUCCCCAAGUCCCGGGGGAGAUAUAGAAAGCAUGGAGGGGCUCCCCUGGCCUCUGUCUGAGUCCCUCCAGCUCUGUGCACCAGCCUAUUCAUGUCCAAACCUCCCCCACUCCACUCCCACAGCAGGUGUGCAGUGAAGAGGGACACCGAAGUCCUACUCUCCAGGGGCUCCCAGUGGCCUGGGGAAUGGGGGAUGCUACUUCCUUUCAGCCUGGUCCACACCCCACUUCAGGCAGCCCCUCCGUUCUUUAUCUCCCCUAAUCCUGUUGUCUCAGACUCAACUCUAGUAGUGCCUCAUCAAACCUUUUGCUCGCCCUCAGCCUGAGGUGCUUUCCUUCCUCUGAAACAUUAGAGCACUUGCUCUCCAUUCAGUUACUUCGUAGUCAUGUAUAGCAGUAUAAAUGCUCCUGUUUGUCUUAAACUCUGAUUUAAAAUUAAAUUAAUUUUCUCAUA
Manis javanica (Malayan pangolin) is the source of this 5004-nucleotide messenger RNA. Lineage: Eukaryota; Metazoa; Chordata; Mammalia; Pholidota; Manidae. The record is from RefSeq and is a predicted model, not a curated record.